This is a messenger RNA of Myripristis murdjan (pinecone soldierfish), 873 nucleotides long. RefSeq names its product amine sulfotransferase-like. The transcript is spliced from 6 exons. The record is from RefSeq and is a predicted model, not a curated record. The coding region runs from base 1 to 873 and encodes 290 amino acids. NCBI's taxonomy places the organism in Eukaryota, Metazoa, Chordata, Actinopteri, Holocentriformes, Holocentridae. Gene Ontology annotation, molecular function: sulfotransferase activity.
AUGGAGGAUGUCACUGACUACAUCUACAAGUAUAAGAACUUCAACUUUGACAAACUCACUGCCACUGCAGAGUUCAUUGACACACUCCAAAGCUUUGAGGUCCGUGACACUGACACAUUCCUGGUCACUUAUCCAAAGUCAGGCACCAUAUGGACUCAAAACAUCAUCAUCUCCAUUUCGGAGCAAGACGGUAGUCUUGCUUCUUAUCCCAACAACUGGAAACACAUGCCGUGGAUAGAGCACACGAUCAAUGAGGAGGACUUCUCUCUACGACCUUCUCCCCGGCUCUUUACGUCUCACCUUGUGCCCCAUCUCAUGCCUCCUGGCUUGAAGAAUAAGAACGGAAAGAUUAUCUAUGUGAUGCGGAACCCAAAGGACAAUGUUGUGUCCUAUUACCACUUCUGCUAUGUCUAUUCUUGCUGGGAGACCCCCACGAGCUUUGACGAGUUUCUGGAGCAAUAUCUGGCAGGGAGCGUGGUUGCAUCAUCCUGGUUUGAUCACAUCAGGCAGUGGCACGCUGAGAGAGACCAGUACAACAUCCUGUUCCUGACAUACGAGGACAUGGUUCUGGAUCUGAAGGCAGCAGUAACUAAGAUCUCCAACUUCAUGGGGAAAAACCUGAGUGAGGCGGUCAUUGAUCAAAUUGUUGAGAAAACUACUUUCAAGAACAUGCAGAAAGACCAAAAGGCCAAUUAUGAGUUUCUGCCAGAAGAAAUCCUCCAAGGAAAAUUCAUGCGUAAAGGUAAGAUUGGUGACUGGAAGAAUAAGUUAACUGUGGCCCAGAGUGAGAGGUUUGAUCAGAUAUUUCAGGAGCGACUGGGAGAUAUGGACCUGAAGUUCAUCUGGGACACUGAGCCACAGCCGCAACCUUAG